This is a messenger RNA of Acinonyx jubatus (cheetah), 639 nucleotides long. RefSeq names its product sterile alpha motif domain-containing protein 1-like. The transcript has 2 exons. The record is from RefSeq and is a predicted model, not a curated record. Lineage: Eukaryota; Metazoa; Chordata; Mammalia; Carnivora; Felidae. Bases 1 to 639 code for a protein of 212 amino acids.
AUGACACUUCGCUCAGAGCAGCCAGGGGGCCGUGUUCCACUUGUUUCCACCUACUCGAGGGUCCCUUCCAAGGGUGCCAACACCCGCCCUAGACCCAACAUCCCCUCCCUACCUAACCGCGUAAAGCAGCCCCAGCAUCUCUCCCUCCUUCCGGCCUCUCCCUCCGCGCCCUGCCGCCUCUCCGACCGCGCCCCCGAACGCAGCCGGGUAGCUCCUCCUCCGGCCGUGUCUCCGCGGCCAAGCCGCCCGCCCACCCGCCGGCGCCAAGGUCUUCUCAACCCGCCAGCGGAAGGAUGCCGGGCCGGGCCUCCCAGGCUCCUCCCGGGCCUACCUGCAAGGCGGGCGGAGGCUCCGUCUGCAGCCCAGCGACGGGACCCAACCACCGACAAGAAGAAGAGGCAGGAAGGAAGCAAGGGGUCCGCUCUACCGACCAGCGGAAGAAAGCAGCCUGAGCGCGGGGCCUCGCGGAUAAGUCAGCCUUCGACCCGGCGCCGCCACCGCUCAGGAGACAUCAAGCAAGAAGACGGCGCAAAAGAUCACCGAAUACACGAACGGCCCAGACAUCAUAGGAUGAGCGCCCAGCCAAUCGUUCAAGGAGAUGCAGUCGAGCGCCGAAAAACUGCUCCGCUCCAACCCUAG